Molecule: messenger RNA, 3945 nt
Organism: Trichosporon asahii var. asahii CBS 2479
Lineage: Eukaryota; Fungi; Basidiomycota; Tremellomycetes; Trichosporonales; Trichosporonaceae
Product: potassium channel
Exons: 5
Coding region: 1-3945 (1314 amino acids)
Biological process (GO): stabilization of membrane potential; potassium ion transmembrane transport
Cellular component (GO): membrane
Molecular function (GO): potassium ion leak channel activity
Source: RefSeq, a predicted model, not a curated record
AUGGCCUGCGAUGAUGGCGACGGCGGACGACGCAACUCGUCGAGCUCCUCCUCCUCCAGGCAGGAGCUCAAUGCAACCGCCUCCAUCCCGCAAUUCGGCAACGAUUCGGGGUCUCUGUCUAACGAAUCCGCCAGUUUGAAGGAGAAGAAGAAGCACAAGGGGCCAGUCGGCAGGUUCUUCCUCGUGCUUUCAAACUGGAUAUCAUGGUUUUUCAAGGGAUGGGCCAAGUACAGUCCUCUACUGGCAGCCGUUGCGGCCCCGAUGUCGACGCUGCUGGACAUUCCAGCUCUCGCUGCGUGUGUCGCGCUGAGUUCGGCGUCGCUUGCGCUGAACAUUGUGGCCAUGGUCUUGCUGCUCCUGCGAUUCUCCUCGUUCCACGGCAUCUGGCAACGGGCCGCCAACCUCUCGAUCGUGUUCUGGAUACUGAAGGCGAUUGUCGCGCUUUGCAACCUGUUCAUCUUUGGUGCCGGCGAGCCGCGGCCACCUGACUCAGACUUCAGCGAAGGCUUUUGGUGCGCCGUGUUCUCAGUCCUCAUCUCCGGAAGCAUCGCGUUCGCACUGUUUCUGCACUGGCUCCUGGGCAAGAUACAUCCGUUCGACUCGGGGGACGACCAAGAGUUCCGCCUGACCGGCCGGAAGUUCCUCCUGUCUGUGACUGGCUUCACGGUGCUCGUCGGCCUGGAGGCGCUAGCAUUCUCCCAGCUCGAGAACUGGCGCUACCUCGACGCCAUCUACUUCUCGAUCCAAACCGCGCUCACUGUCGGCUACGGCGACAUCACGGUCCAGACCGCGUGGGGCAAGGUGCUCCUCUUCAUUUUUGCCGUCCUCACCCUCGCGCAGCUCGGUAACGCAGUCUCGAUCACGAUCGACUGGGUCCAGAGCCGUGCCGUUGAGCGCCGCCAGAAGUGGCUUAAGAAGUACUCUGUCGCCGUCCACACUAGCGCUGUGCGACGCAAGCCGUACGCCACGCUGAUCGACGAGAUCGCCCUCCUGCACCAGAUCAACCUGCAUCAGGAAUCCUCUGGGACCUUGUGUGGGCACUUCUCAGCAUGUUCAGUUUCUGGUGCUUGGGCGCCAUGGUGUUCCACUUUGUCGAGGGAUGGGGCUACGGGACGCGUCUUCUGGGUCUGCUACGCCCUCAUGGCCGUCCCGGUUGUCACCAACUUCGCAGUUCAGACGGUCACGGGUAUUCUGUACACGUUGACGCAGCACCAGUUCACGGACGACAUGCUCUCUCUCGAACGAGAACGCGAUCCCGAGACAUUCGCGCCGCACUCGCACUUCGUGCUUCGACACCACCGCCGAUGGGAGAAGGUCCGCCGCCUGUACAUCGACAGCCUUAAGGAGGCUGGGUACAUGGAUGACGAGGAUUCCAUGGACGAUGAGCUCGACAAGGAAGAAUCGCCGGACGGGACGCCGCACGAUGAAAAGAAGUCGCUCAAGGAUCAAUCCGAUAAGGAUCAGACCGGGUACGACCGAAGGCGUUCGAAGCACGAGAACAGCCAGUCAAACAGCGAUACACUCGACGAGAACCACCACGAGAAGCACGAGGACGAUCAGUACGAGAAUGUGGACGGGAUCCCCGCCGAGAUCCGACCUGACGAGGAAGACAAGAUGGUGAACAGCGUUCUGGACAAGAACACUCACAAAUCGGCCAAGGAGGAGCUGCUCGACCGCUGCUUCAAGUCACUCGUCGACGGAAAGCACGGGCACAAGAACGCCAAGUGCGACGACCCCCAUCACGGCGAAAAGGGCGGGUACGACGAGAACGAGUGGCUGAACGAGCCUCUGCGCCGGGAGCAGAUCGAGUUCUACCUGCUGAAGCAGCUGAUCGGGCGCGUGACCCGGCUCGAGGCACAGGCGCGCCAAAUGCUGAUCGACUCAAUGGACAAGGACCUCGCCCAGACACUGUUAGUCGCCGACCGGAAUCUGCAGAUAAGAGACGCAUUCCAGCUGUACGGCGAGGGCGACGAGGGCGAUGAUGCGCUUAAGGAGAGCGAGGACGCGGAACAGAACCGCCGCAACCACACGACCGAGGCGCAGCAGGAGCAUAUCCGCCAGCUCGAGCAGGACACGAAUUUGAUCUCGGGCGACUCGUACGACGACGACAUGCUCACGCGUGUGCGCCGGUAUCGGAGCACGUUUGCCGAGAUUCUCGUGCUCUCCUCGACGCUGCUGGGACUCGAAGGCGAUGACCUGAAACGCUUCGAGAGGUGGCAUAUCCAGCUCGAGGGCGGAAGCUACAAGAAAUGGCACCACCAGCGGUUCAAGAAUCUGACCAAGCCGCCGCACUCGCGCCGCAAGAAGCUUGAGCAGCGACUCCGACGGCGUAACAUGGAUACUGAGGGCAAGGUGCGCCCGCCGGGGUACAAGGCGCCCAAGGAAAGGGACGAGGACGAUUAUACCAAGAGCGGGAAGAUGAAGAAGCACCAUCACCACCACGGGCGGAAACGUGCGACGAGCUCGGCUUCGGCGGGGCAGUCAGAUACGCCCCACGUCGACCAGGCCCAGGCCGAAGGGCGCCUGUCCGAGUCGGAUGCGAACGCGGGCCGCCUGCCCGAGGAGGCGAACCACGCACACUCCCGCCGCUCCUCCCGCUCUUCUUCCCAUCACGACCAGCACGACUCCUCUUCUGACCAGCACGGCUCCUCGUCCCACCACCGUCACCACAAGAAGGACAAGGAUGGCAAGGACAAGGACGGGAAGAAGAAGGAGCCGAAGAAGUUCAAGACCAAGGUCUGGGAUGCGAUGGAGGACGAGCUCUUCCGGCGCACAGACAAGAACGUCGAGGACAUCAUCAAGGCGAUCCCGGACGAGGAAGAGCAGGAGUACUUGGACAAGGAGAAGUUUGCGCGCGACCUGCUGUUAACGAGUGCAGAGCGGAAGAAGGACUCGAAGCAACGCGAGAGCGAACUGAAGGAGUUGAGGAAGGAGGCGCGCCGCGGCGAGCUGAGCGGGACGAAGCGCGGCAAGCGAGCAGCGCACGAAGCCGAAGAAGGCGCCGAGGACGAGAUGCUCGACGACGCUGGGCCAUCGCAGCAAUUCGACGAUGCGGGUGCGGCGGAGCGCGGCGAGGCUGGACCUGGCCAGAAGGGCCGGAAGGGCAAGAAGGGCGACAAGCCCGAGAGGGACAAGGACAGGGGCCCGGACGGGUACGAAUCCCCAGCUCUCUCGAGCGACGGGGACCGCGACGCCGCCUACGGCCCCAACGUGUGGGACACGGAGAGCGACGACGAGGGCCCGCCGGACUCGGACGAGCACACGGACACAGACCUCGCCGACGAGGAUACGGACCUCAACUCGCCGAUGCCGAGUGAUCCGAGCGAUGGGCCCCUCGACGGCCCGCUCGGCGUGCCAAAGGGCACGUUCGGGUUCGACGAUACCCCCGCCGAGCGCGAGUUAGCCACCCAUGACCCGUCGUCAAGAAAGACGAAGGACGGACUCCGUGGCGGCCCGCCCAUCAUGCAGCCUAGGAGGCAGUACAAUCCUGGCCCGUACCAGGUCAUGCCCCCCGCGCUCUCGGGGCCGGUCGUGCAUCCAGCCCAGCAGUCGAAGGGACUCACGAAGAAGCCCAAGUCGCCCAAGAAGUCGACCAAGUCCUCGCCCAAGAGAAGCACACAGCCGAGGCAACCGCCGCCGCAACCGCAGCCGCAGCAGCCGAUCCAAUCCAGCCAGGCAUCGACCAACAGCAGUCGCAGCGGCACCAUGACCCCGCGCGAGAGGGAGCUUAGGAAGCACGCCGGGCACGCGCGCCUCGACGACGUCCUGAAUACCAUGAACGCAGGUCCGGACCACUUGCACCCAUACGCGACCCCGGGCUCGGCGAAGUACUCCGGCAACGGUCCCAUCCUCCAAGACGACGAGGAUCGCGGCAACGGGAAGGGCUUGCGGAGGGGGGAUUAUUGCGCCCCAGCUAGUCAGAAGAUUGUCGGUGGGCUCAUGUGA